AUGAGUUUCGCCAUCGAAGUCUCGGGCGAUGCGAGUCCUCUCGAUUUCCAGACACUCUGUCGUGCCCUGCAGCUGGCCACUUCCCAUGACUACACCCAGCGGCAAGCGAUGGGCCGGCAGCUCGUGUCUUGGGAGCAGCAUCCGGGCUACUACUCGUCCCUGCAGGCAGUCUAUCUCGACAAGAGCCUUCCGACCGACAUGAGAUUCUUAGCCGUCAUCCAGCUCAAGAACGGCGUUGACAAGUACUGGCGCAUGUUCGCGCAAGCCAAGAACGGAAUAAAGGCGGAGGAGAAGAAGCUGAUCAGGUCGAAUCUCUUCAAGGGCACAAUCGACGAGGACGAAAAGAACUUGGCCCUUCACAACGCCCUGGUCGUCGCCAAGGUUGUUCGGAUCGACUAUCCGGGGGAAUGGCCCGACGCCCUCUCCAGCAUCAUCUCCCUCUUACGCUCGUCAAAAGAUGGCAGUCAGCGGCAUCUGUACGGGACCCUUCAGAUACUCCUUCGCGUCGUCAAGGAGCUCGGCACGGCUCGCCUGCGAAGGUCGCAGACUGCGCUGCACUCCGUCACACCCGAACUCGUCUACCUGCUCAGCGAGAUAUUUUCGGAAAGGACCGACGCCUGGUUUUCCUUCUUGAAUGGCCGACAGGGAAAUGAGCUGGAGGCGACGAUGGCGAUGCACAACAGCCUCCUCGCGCUCAGGACCCUUCGACGCCUCGUCGUGCACGGAUACGAGCGUCCUCAUAGCGACAAGUCUGUUGAGAAAUUCUGGACCUUGUCGCAACACCAAUUUGGUCUUCUCCUGAGCUUCGUCGCUCAAGACUCGACCAUCCCUGCCACCUACCAAGACAUGCUGGGCAAGCACCUGUUGCAGUUCACCAAGCUGCACGUCGACGUCGCCGAGCAGCAGCCGGCGAGCUUUUCCAUCCUUCCCAACUCUCUAUCCCUUGUCCAUGCCUACUGGGAUUUGGUCGCCAAGUUUUCGCAAGUCUUUGACAAGUCGGGCGGAAUCCGGCAUGGCGCCGGCGAGGCAGGCUCUGCCAAGGCAAAGGUCGAAGGGCCGCUGCAGGAGAGACUCGCUCUGAGGGGUCUGCUUCUCAUCCGCGCCUGCGUCAAGAUUGCCUUUCAGCCGCUGCAAACUUUCAAGUACCGAACGCCGGAGUUGAAAGCCGAGCAGGAGCAGGGGAAGGCCGUGAUCAAGAGCGAGCUGUUCAAGGAUGAAUUUGUCAUCUCCAUCGUCAACAUCAUCAUCUCCCAUCUCUUUCUCUUCCGCAUGUCCGACCUAGAAUCAUGGGAAGAAGACCCGGAAGAGUGGGAGCACCAGGAGCAGAGCGAAGGCAACGCGUUUCAAUGGGAGGUGCGGCCGUGCGCGGAGAAGCUCUUCCUGGACCUGCUCACCCAUUUCAAGCAACUCAUCGUCCCUCCCCUGCUGUCGUACUUUCAGACGGCCCAAGCGCCUCAUGCGGACCUGGCGACGAAGGAGGCCGUGUACACGGCCAUGGGCUUGGCCGCGGCUCAUGUCUGCCAGCAUCUCGAUUUCGACGCUGUGCUAUCGUCGACGGUUGUCCACGACGCGCAGCAGCAGGGUGGCCUGUGCAAGGUGCUGCGGCGAAGAAUCGCCAUCCUGAUAAGCCAAUGGGCGACGAUCAAGCUAUCCGCCAGCAGCCGCCCCGUGGCGUACCAGAUAUUCCAACAUUUUCUCAACCCAAACGACGAGACCAACGACCUGGUGGUGAGAAUCACGGCCGCCAGACAGCUGCGGUGGAUCGCGGACGAGCUCGACUUCAGCACCGACGACUUCCUGCCGUACACGUCGGAUGUUCUGACGCAGCUCGUCAAAUUGAUUCAGCAGAUCGAGGUGGAUGAGACGAAGCUGGCCAUUCUCGAGUCCAUUCGAAUUCUCGUGACGCGGAUGGAGGAGCAAGUGUCCCAGUUUGGCGACCAGCUGAUGACGACGCUGCCGACCGUGUGGGCCAACUCGGGCGCCGAGGAGUACAUGAUCAAGCAAGCCAUCAUCGCCAUAUUCUCCGCUCUCGUCAUGAGCAUGGGCGGCAGCUCACAUCGGUAUCAGAGCUUCACGAUCCCGCUGCUGGCCGAGGCGGCGCGGCCGGGGUCUGACCUGCACGUUCAUCUCAUCGACGAAUCGCUCGAGCUGUGGAACGCCAUCCUCCUGCAGAGCAGCGGGCCGCUGUCUCCCGACAUCAUCAGUCUCGUCGAGAUGGCGCUGCCCCUUGUCGAGUAUCAGCCGGAGACGGCGUCUCAGGCGCUGAGCGUCAUCGAAUCCUACCUGCUCCUCGCUCCCGAUGCCAUGCUGGGGGACCGCUUCCGCCGGCCAACUCUGGCGGCCCUUUCGGGAACGCUGGAUUCGACGAGUCGCGAGCACGUGCGAAUCGGCACCGUCUGCGUCGAGUAUCUCAUCCGAGCCGCGGCGGAGCUCGGGGGUUCGAGCGGGACGUCGUUCAUCCUCGAGGACAUGAUGGAGACUGGCUUCCUGAGCAAGAUAAUGACGAAUCUUCGAGACGCAUGGGAGGCCCACCAGACGACGGGGCCGAAGAAGAAGAUCAGCAAGCUCAACACGAUAACGGAGGGCGAUUACUUUGCCAUCUUGGCCCGUCUCGCGCUGGCGGAUCCGAACCUCUUCGUCCAGAUGCUGACGACCUUUGGCAGCCUGGACGACGUUUGGGCCUGGCUCUCGGCGGAGUGGUUUUCCUUCCUUCGCGACUCGGACCGAAUAGAACGAACGAAGCUGUACCUUCUCGGCAUCACCCGACUUCUCGAGGUCUCGUCCCCGAUGCAGGAACUUGUCCUAGGAAGUCUCCAGGGCUAUUUUGACAUGUGGACCAGCGUGAUCACGGACGUCCAGGACGGUGUCGCGAACGGGCCCGACACGCUCGUCUGGACCGAGAUGGAGGCAACGGAAUACGACACGGCAAAGAGCGUCGCGCAGCGGCAGAUGGAGGCCAACGAUGCGGUGCACUCGGUGUCUGCCCUUCACUUUGUCGCGCCGCAGCUGGAGGGUCUCGUAGCUCGCGUCGGCGGCGAGGCGGUGUUUCACGAGCAGUGGGCCGUCAACGUGGACAAGGAAGUGCUACGUCGGUUCCAGGAGAUGAUGGCUCGGGCGGCGCAGCACGAGGCAUGA
Molecule: messenger RNA, 3135 nt
Organism: Drechmeria coniospora
Lineage: Eukaryota; Fungi; Ascomycota; Sordariomycetes; Hypocreales; Ophiocordycipitaceae
Product: importin 11
Exons: 2
Coding region: 1-3135 (1044 amino acids)
Biological process (GO): protein import into nucleus
Cellular component (GO): cytosol; nuclear envelope
Molecular function (GO): small GTPase binding
Source: RefSeq, a predicted model, not a curated record